Messenger RNA from Perca fluviatilis (European perch), 1993 nucleotides. RefSeq names its product proton channel OTOP2-like. Gene Ontology annotation, cellular component: membrane. Gene Ontology annotation, molecular function: proton channel activity. The transcript has 8 exons. The record is from RefSeq and is a predicted model, not a curated record. NCBI's taxonomy places the organism in Eukaryota, Metazoa, Chordata, Actinopteri, Perciformes, Percidae. Bases 161 to 1906 code for a protein of 581 amino acids. Gene Ontology annotation, biological process: proton transmembrane transport.
UCUGACCUCCAGAGAAAGGAACGCUGGUCCACUUAUUUUCUGUUUUCUCUAGGUGUAUUUUCUGCAAUCAUCGUACGCAGUUUAUCUUUGUCAUGAUAUAAACAGGUCCAAGCAUCCUUUAGACCUGCCUCUGACUUGUUUUGUGACGUACAGUCACAAGAUGAGAACUGUUGCUCAACAGAUGCUCCUGACCUGCAACAAACUUCUCUCUAGGAAAACACCAAAUGAUGUUAUUGAGGCCCAUCCAUCCAACAUUGAGACGGCAGCACAGAUGAACAACAUCCAACAUUUGCCCAGCCCUCCUCAUGCUCCCAGUGUGAGAGCGAGCGUUCGCCAUGUGGAGGCGGUGGUGAGGGCCCACCGUAGUGGUGGAUGGCUCCUGUCUGGCAUCAUCUGCAUCAACAUCCUGAUCCUGGGCUGCGCUCUAGUCAGCGGCAGUGCUUUCAACAUCGUGGCCAUUACUGCUGAGCACAGGCAAAUCUUCCUCAUCAUUCUCCUCCUCCUCACUAUGUUGUGGAUGCUGUUUUACGCAGUCUUCACCUCUCGAAAGGAUCAAGCAGUUUUGUUCAAGGAUAGCCACGCGGGGCCUGUGUGGCUCCGAGCUGGACUUCUGUUGUUUGGGUUUCUCAGUUUCCUCAUCGACAUCUUCAGGAUUGUCACUUAUGUGGGCUACCUUCACUGUGAUUCUGCUGUUAACCCUCGUAUUAUGGUUAAAGUUGCCUUCCCUGUCGUACAAGCUCUGUUUCUGUUUGUCCAGACAUACUUCCUGUGGAUUCAUGCAAAGGACUGUGUGGAGCUACACACAAAUUUAACGCAGUGUGGGCUUACUCUAACGCUUUCAACUAACCUGGUGGUGUGGAUGACAGCAGUUACUGAGGAAUCAGUUCACCAGACUAAGAUACCUGAUCUAAAUUUCACUGUCUCACAGAAGAUCUACAAAGCCAGCUAUGACAAGUGUACUUGCAGCCACUCGGUGUGUGACACCUUCAAAGAAGCCUCCUACUACCUGUACCCCUUCCACAUAGAAUACAGCCUCUUUGCUUCGGCUAUGACCUACGUCAUGUGGAAAAAUGUUGGUCGGGUUGUGGCCGAUCACAGCCACCACAGUGUUAAAUUCCGUCCAAAGGAUGUGUGUUUGGGACCUGUAACAGGAAUACUCCUGGUGGUGGCAGGAGUUGUAACAUUCAUAGUGUACGAGGUGGACAUACUAACGGAGGACAAGAAGAGAAACCAAGCUCUGCGGAUUCAUUUUAUUAUGAAUAUAGUGAUAGUGAGCCUGAUGUGCCUCUCCACUGUGAUUGGCUGUAUCAUCUACAGGCUGGACCACAGGGAACACGUAUCGGAGAAAAACCCCACUCGCAGCCUGGAUGUGGGGCUGCUGGUGGGAGCCUCACUGGGCCAGUUCAUCAUCAGCUAUUUCUCGAUUGUGGCUGUGGUGGCAACCGGAGCCAAAGGGUAUCUGAACGGCCUCAACCUAUCCUGGGCCGUGCUGAUGGUGCUCCAGCUCGGCCUGCAGAACUACUUCAUCAUCGAAGGCCUCCAUCGGGAGCCCUUCCACGUGAUGCAGGAAGCAGCUCUGCACACAAACGCUCACGCCUUCCAGGAACAUGACAUGAGCGUUGUCCCGAAGAGCCGUAAGUCCAGGUACUUCCUGACGUCAAGCUGUGAUAAGCCAUGUUGGAAAAGAAGAGUACUGAAGGAAGUCUGUGCCUUUUUGCUGCUUGGUAACAUUAUUCUGUGGAUCAUGCCUGCCUUCGGUGCUCGUCCCCAGUUUGAUCAUCCCAUCGAGAUACAAUUCUACACAUUCACAAUGUGGGCGACCAUUGUGAAUAUCGGACUUCCUUUUGGAAUCUUCUACCGCAUGCACUCUGUCGCCAGCCUCUUUGAGGUGUUCUUAUUCUGUUAAUUUUUGAGCAUGGAGUGAAUUUGAUGAUCUAUUUUAUUGUUUAAAUUGAACUUGUUAUAUUAAAACAUUUAAAUUCCUAUAUAUUUA